Kogia breviceps (pygmy sperm whale) is the source of this 3849-nucleotide messenger RNA. RefSeq names its product signal peptide, CUB domain and EGF like domain containing 3 (gene SCUBE3). Gene Ontology annotation, cellular component: cell surface. The record is from RefSeq and is a predicted model, not a curated record. Lineage: Eukaryota; Metazoa; Chordata; Mammalia; Artiodactyla; Physeteridae. Gene Ontology annotation, molecular function: calcium ion binding. Gene Ontology annotation, biological process: signal transduction.
GGCCCCGGCCGCCCGGCCGCCCGUAGCUUCAGCCAUGGGCUCGGGACGCGUGCCCGGGCUCUGCCUGCUAGUCCUGCUGGUCCACGCCCGCGCCGCCCAGCACAGCAAAGCCGUGCAAGAUGUGGACGAGUGUGUGGAGGGGACUGACAACUGCCACAUCGAUGCGAUCUGCCAGAACACCCCACGGUCGUACAAGUGCAUCUGCAAGUCUGGCUACACAGGGGAUGGUAAACACUGCAAAGAUGUGGAUGAGUGUGAACGGGAGGAUAAUGCAGGCUGUGUGCACGAUUGUGUCAACAUCCCUGGCAAUUACCGAUGCACCUGCUAUGACGGAUUCCACCUGGCGCAUGACGGACACAACUGUCUGGAUGUGGACGAGUGUGCCGAGGGCAACGGUGGCUGUCAGCAGAGCUGUGUCAACAUGAUGGGCAGUUAUGAGUGCCACUGCCGGGAGGGCUUCUUCCUCAGCGACAACCAGCACACCUGCAUCCAGCGGCCGGAAGAAGGAAUGAAUUGCAUGAACAAGAACCAUGGCUGUGCUCACAUUUGCCGGGAGACACCCAAAGGGGGUAUUGCCUGCGAAUGCCGCCCUGGCUUCGAGCUCACCAAGAACCAACGGGACUGUAAAUUGACGUGCAACUAUGGUAAUGGUGGCUGCCAGCACACGUGCGAUGACACAGAGCAGGGUCCCCGGUGCGGCUGCCAUGUCAAGUUUGUGCUCCAUACCGACGGGAAGACGUGCAUCGGGGAAAGGCGGCUAGAGCAGCACAUCCCCCCUCAGGCCGUUUCUAAUGAGACCUGUGCUGUCAACAACGGGGGCUGCGACAGUAAGUGCCACGAUGCAGCGACGGGCGUCCACUGCAGCUGCCCUGUGGGCUUCAUGCUGCAGCCGGACAGGAAGACCUGCAAAGACAUAGAUGAGUGCCGCUUGAACAACGGGGGCUGUGACCACAUUUGCCGCAACACAGUGGGCAGCUUCGAAUGCAGCUGCAAGAAGGGCUAUAAGCUUCUCAUCAAUGAGAGGAACUGCCAGGAUAUAGACGAGUGUUCCUUUGAUCGAACCUGUGACCACAUAUGUGUCAACACGCCGGGGAGCUUCCAGUGCCUCUGCCAUCACGGCUACCUGCUGUAUGGUGUCACCCACUGUGGGGAUGUGGAUGAGUGCAGUAUCAACCGGGGAGGUUGCCGCUUUGGCUGCAUCAACACUCCUGGCAGCUACCAGUGUACCUGCCCAGCAGGCCAGGGCCGGCUGCACUGGAACGGGAAGGAUUGCACAGAGCCAGUAAAGUGUCAUAGUAGUCCUGGUGCCUCGAAAGCCAUGAUCAGCUGCAGUCGGUCUGGGAAGAAGGACACCUGUGCCCUGACCUGCCCCUCCCGCGCCCGGUUUUUGCCAGAGUCUGAGAAUGGCUUCACCGUGAGCUGUGGCAUCCCCAGCCCCAGGGCUGCUCCAGCCCGAGCUGGCCACACUGGGAACAGCACAAACUCCAACCACUGCCAUGAGGCUGCAGUGCUGACGGUUAAACAGCGGGCUUCCUUCAAGAUCAAAGAUGCCAAAUGCCGUUUGCACCUGAGAAACAAAGGCAAAACGGAGGAGGCCAGCAGAAUCCUGGGGCCAGGUGGUGCCCCCUGCUCUGACUGCCAGGUCACCUUCAUCCACCUCAAGUGUGACUCCUCUCGGAAGGGCAAGGGCCGGCGGGCCCGGACCCCUCCAGGCAAGGAAGUCACUCGGCUCACCCUGGAACUGGAGGCAGAAGUCAGAGCCGAAGAAACCACAGCUGGCUGUGGGCUGCCCUGCCUACGACAGCGGAUGGAACGGCGGCUGAAAGGGUCCCUGAAGGUGCUUAGAAAGUCCAUCAACCAGCACCGCUUCCUACUGCGCCUGGCAGGCCUUGAUUAUGAGCUGGCCCACAAACCAGGCCCAGUAGCUGGGGAGCGAGCGGAACCAGUGGAGGCCUGUAGGCCCGGGCAGCACCGCUCUGGGGCCAAGUGUGUCAGCUGCCCGCAGGGAACGUAUUACCACGGCCAGACGGAGCAGUGUGUGCCAUGCCCGGCGGGCACCUUCCAGGAGAGAGAAGGGCAGCUCUCCUGCGACCUUUGCCCUGGGAGUGAUGCCCACGGGCCUCUCGGAGCCACCAACAUCACCACAUGUGCAGGUCAGUGCUUACCUGGCCAACACUCCGUAGAUGGCUUCAAGCCCUGCCAGCCAUGUCCACGUGGCACUUACCAACCUGAAGCGGGACGGACCCUGUGUUUCCCGUGCGGUGGGAGCCUCACCACCAAGCACGAGGGAGCCGCCUCCUUCCAAGACUGUGACACUAAAGUCCAGUGCUCCCCUGGGCACUACUACAACACCAGCAUCCAUCGCUGUAUCCGCUGUGCCAUGGGCUCCUAUCAGCCCGACUUCCGUCAGAACUUCUGCACCCGCUGUCCAGGAAACACAAGCACUGACUUUGACGGCUCCACCAGUGUGGCCCAGUGCAAGAAUCGCCAGUGCGGUGGGGAGCUGGGUGAGUUCACUGGCUAUAUCGAGUCUCCCAACUACCCAGGCAACUACCCAGCCGGCGUGGAGUGCGUCUGGAACAUCAACCCCCCACCCAAGCGCAAGAUUCUUAUCGUGGUACCCGAGAUCUUCCUGCCAUCUGAGGACGAGUGUGGGGACGUCCUCGUCAUGAGAAAGAACUCCUCCCCAUCCUCCAUUACCACCUAUGAGACCUGCCAGACCUACGAGCGCCCCAUCGCCUUCACAGCCCGCUCCAGGAAGCUCUGGAUCAACUUCAAGACAAGUGAGGCCAACAGUGCCCGUGGCUUCCAGAUUCCCUAUGUUACCUAUGAUGAGGACUAUGAACAGCUGGUAGAAGACAUUGUGCGAGAUGGCCGGCUCUAUGCCUCUGAAAACCACCAGGAGAUUUUAAAGGACAAGAAGCUCAUUAAGGCCUUCUUCGAGGUGCUGGCCCACCCCCAGAACUACUUCAAGUACACAGAGAAGCACAAGGAGAUGCUGCCCAAAUCCUUCAUCAAGCUGCUCCGCUCCAAAGUUUCUAGCUUCCUGAGGCCCUACAAAUAGUGCCGCUAGGCCCAAGACCCAGGUUUUGAAGCCCCCAGACUCUUUAGCCCUCAGAGCCGGCAGCCCCCACCCUCGAAUGAGGGACUCUCUCCGAUCUCUCUUUUUGGAGAAAAAAGAAAUCUCCAUAUAGACCAAGCACUCUCCCUUUCUGUUCCUUCUAGCUUCCUUUCCUUGUCUCUUUCUGCCUCGCUCUUUCUCUUUACUCAUUUCCUAUAUGCUCCCUGGAAAAGCCAUUCAGUGCUGGCUCUGUUCUCCCGAGGGGUGAAGGAACAGUAUCCCGCUCCCCUCCCCAGCCACAGCCCAUUUUACCAGCUCACAUCCCUGACCUUAUCAGCUUGGAAGGGUGCUAGAGGCCCACGAAGGAAGUGGGUCUAGUGGGGAAUGGGGAGGGGGAAGAGGGGCUUCUGCCAUUAUAGGUUGUGCCUUGCUAGACAGGAGCCAAAAUGUCCCCUGGCUGUGCUCCCCAGGAAUAUUCUAACAGCCCAGGGUUCUGCCAAAGAAGCCUUUGAUUUACAGGCUUAAAUCAAGCACUCGUCCUCUGGGACACGUGGUUUGAGCCCUGGAAUGCCCAGCCAGCUUUCCUGUCUACAUAGCUCCUCUCCUUCUUCGCUCACAUCUGCCUGGGGUCCAAUUCAUGAGGGCUUACAAAAGGCCCAGAGCACUGGCUAGCGGACACCAGCUGAAUGAGGAAGAUCAGCAGGAACUACCAUGUUGACUAGGCCGCUGCUGCUCCCCAAGAGAAAGACUUUAUCUCUGCAGGACAGAAACCAGGUUUUAAAGCAUCG